Molecule: messenger RNA, 237 nt
Organism: Nezara viridula (southern green stink bug)
Lineage: Eukaryota; Metazoa; Arthropoda; Insecta; Hemiptera; Pentatomidae
Source: the annotation of a GenBank genome assembly
AUGGGGUACAUGCGAGGAGGUAACAUGGAGCAGCGGUGGCAGGACCUGGCCAGUCUCCUCAGCCUCCCGGAGCCCCACUACCUGAGCGGCUACCCCCCUCAGGAGCACAAACCCACCGCUGGGCUCCCCAUGCCGCACCAGGAACACCACGCCGUCACCCCGUACUCUCCUAUGGGUAAGUCACAGUUCUUUAGGAUUGAGGUGGAAGCUACAAGAGGAGAGGGAAGGGAGUAUUAG